AUGCACGUUGAAGUCGCCAAGAUGGCAGCACGUCCCCGUCUGCGUCCGCUGUCAGUUUUCCGGGUGCCUUUGUUCACUCGCCGCUUUUCGACCGAGUCGCGGUUAACCUCGGACCAUGUUCGCAUCGUGGAGGUCGGCCCUCGAGAUGGACUGCAGAAUGAGAAAAAGUCCAUCCCAAUGGAGACUAAGAUGCAGCUGAUCGAGAAACUGGCCAAGACCGGAGUCACAACCAUCGAGGCAGGCUCCUUUGUACCUGCGAAAUGGGUACCACAGAUGGCCAGCACAGCUGAAAUCUGUGAAAAACUUCUCACAUCACCUCCCCAAUCACAAAGUACAAUUGCCUACAACUAUUUAGUUCCCAACAUCAAGGGGUUGGAAAGCCUCGUCAAGAUCAUGGAUGCGACGGGCGUCCCGGCAGACGCACCUGGCUCGGAAUCCAGGGCAGCAACAACAACAGAAAUAUCCCUUUUCGCAGCAGCUACCGAAUCAUUCUCGAAAGCGAACACCAACUGUACUAUCGCCGAAUCCCUAGAACGCAUUAAACCCAUUGUCACAUUGGCCAAGACCAAGAAUAUCCGUGUCCGGGGAUAUGUCUCAGUUGCCCUCGGCUGUCCAUACGAUGGACCAGAAGUGAGUCCCUCUAAGGUGGCUGACAUUACUGCGACUUUGCUGGAGAUGGGUGCGGAUGAGGUGUCUGUGGCCGAUACUACCGGCAUGGGAACCGCACCGCGGACGAUGGAGCUCCUGCAGGCUCUCAAGUCGGCUGGCAUUGCCAACACAGACUUGGCGCUUCACUUCCACGAUACCUACGGACAAGCCUUAGUCAACACCAUUGUUGGCCUGGAGCAUGGUGUUCGUAUCUUUGACAGUAGCGUCGGGGGAUUGGGUGGCUGCCCGUAUUCGAAGGGCGCCACUGGCAACAUCUCCACGGAAGACCUCGUCCACACUAUCCAUAGUUUGGGAAUGCACACAGGCAUCAGCCUGGAGGAAAUGUCACGGAUCGGGUCGUGGAUCAGCGGGGAACUGGGCCGAGUCAACGACAGCCGAGCAGGCAAGGCAACGCUGGCUCGACUGUCUGAAUAA
Penicillium canariense is the source of this 1083-nucleotide messenger RNA. RefSeq names its product hydroxymethylglutaryl-CoA lyase. The record is from RefSeq and is a predicted model, not a curated record. Gene Ontology annotation, molecular function: hydroxymethylglutaryl-CoA lyase activity. The transcript has 2 exons. Bases 1 to 1083 code for a protein of 360 amino acids. Lineage: Eukaryota; Fungi; Ascomycota; Eurotiomycetes; Eurotiales; Aspergillaceae. Gene Ontology annotation, biological process: ketone body biosynthetic process; L-leucine catabolic process.